AUGCCUCCGCAGCAGGGAGAAGUGUCCCUCUUGACGCUCUUCGCAGACGUCCACUACUACAUCUCCCCGCCUACCCAGGUCCCCCCGCACCACCGCUUCGACAAGAGCUCCUAUGUCUACCUCUACCACAACCCUAUGCGCCAGAGUGGGCGCAUAGAAGUCGCGAACCAUGCGGGCACUCCCAACCAGGAUGCCUUUUCAGGCCAGCUGGACACAGUCAAGAUCGAGCACACGUACAAACACCCAUGUCUGUUCACCCUCACGGUCGACGCGUUCAGGAGUCACAAUGGCAGCGCAAGCCCCCACCAAGACACGUCGCAAUGGCAUCUCCCCACACCCGAUCCCUCAAACCAGGGCAAAUACAUGUACAGGCUGCACACGGUGGACUUGUACUUCUGGACGCCAGAAGACGCGAGCCUCUUCCUCGACUCCAUCCGCAGGGUGCUGCAGCCACAUCAAAUGCAAAUUGUGCGCAACCCCAAUGCCACACCAACACACUCGGAACACAAGAACGACGCCCUGAGUCCAGUCAUCGCAAGGCUGGAAAGCGCAGCCAUAUCACACACAAGUCGUACUCCGAGUGUUAGCACAACACAGUCGUUCCCCGGGCCUCCCACAGCGCCCGCCCCUACAUCACCUCCUCCCAGCGAGCAGCCACCCAACUACGCUCCAAUGGCAUACAACCCGGCUGCUCCAGCCGCGCCUGAGCCAAUUGCUCAUCGCGAGAAGACACCACCUCCACCAGACGCCAAUGACGGUACGGGACUUGGAUCUGCUGCAGUCCACGAUCAGCAUGCAGCGCAAUACGGCAACCCGCUACAAGCUUCGUUCGCGCCUCAACCGACAUCAGGGGCAUACUUCCCAGGACCACCAGCGCCCGGCCAGGGCUUCACAGGCCCACCAAGUGCAUCGCAAAGUCCGCCGUCCUUUGCACCCCCUCCGUCUGCCCCUCCACCAGGCCAAUACAACGGCACCCCGCCACCCCCAGCCAUGAAGCGAACAUCCACAGCACCAGUCCACCAAUUCGCCAACUACCCAUCCUCGCCUGGCUUCCCUCCUGCCCCCCAAUCCCCUCCUGCGCAUUCUGCAUUACCAUCUCCCGGCUUCCCUCCCCAGCAAUACCAGCCAAUGGCUUCUCCUGGCUACGCGCAAUACCAGUACGGUAGCACGGGAACUCCACCACAGGGACAAAACCUGCAUCAGCAGCUGUACAGACCGACGGAGAACGAAGCCGCAGUGCAAGACCACGAGAACCCCAACGCACCGCAACGCAACUCCAACAUCGGAAAGCGGGUAGAUAAAGUGGAGAAGGGGAUUGGCAGUUUCUUGAAAAAGUUGGAUAAGAAGUUUUAG
This is a messenger RNA of Alternaria novae-zelandiae, 1353 nucleotides long. RefSeq lists its product as uncharacterized. The record is from RefSeq and is a predicted model, not a curated record. Lineage: Eukaryota; Fungi; Ascomycota; Dothideomycetes; Pleosporales; Pleosporaceae. Bases 1 to 1353 code for a protein of 450 amino acids. The transcript has 3 exons.